CUUAUAGAAUUUUUUGAGUAAUUUGAAAUAAUGUAUCUUUUAAACAGAUUAUCAGAAAUAGUCCAUCUAUGUUAUAAACGUUACCCAACCAGAUGUUUAACCUCUAAACCGUUCAUAAAUAUAGAAACUGAAAAAAAGCAAAAGCAUAAAAGUAUUGUAGUACAACAUAUCAAAGGUGUUUCUAUAAUUGGUAUAAACCGACCUGAAACAAAGAAUGCUCUAAAUGUUGCAGCUGCACAAGAACUAAUAGAUGAAUUAGAUAAAUUUGAAAAUGACGAAAACUCUGUAGUUGGUGUACUUCAUGGUUUCAGUGGAAAUUUCUGUAGUGGUUAUGAUCUUACAGAAAUUGCUCAGUACAAUGGAAAAAAUGAAGAAAUUUUACCACAGUUUGGGCCAUUGGCUAAUAGAAUUGAAUUAAGUAAAAAACCUCUAAUAGCUGCUAUAAAUGGAUAUGCUCUAGGAGUAGGCUUUGAACUUGCUUUAAUGUGUGAUCUAAGAAUAAUGGAAAACACUGCAGUAUUAGGAUUUGCAAAUAGAAAGUUUGGGAUUCCUAUAUUAUGUGGUGGUACUGUUCGAUUACCUGCUUUAAUUGGUUAUUCACGAGCAAUGGAUUUAAUCUUAACUGGUCGACAUAUUAAUGCAAAUGAAGCAUUUUCAUGGGGUUUAAUUAAUUGUCAUACAGAAACUGGUAAUGUAUUAGGAGAGGCAGUCAAAGUUGCAAUAUCACUUGUAAAGUUUCCCCAAAGAACAUUGCUUGCAGAUCGUGCUUCUGCACAUUAUGCUACAUUUUCUGCUAAACAAUUUAAGGAAGCUAUACAAUUUGAGAAAGACAAUGCAUCACAUUUAGUAUUUGAAGAAGGAGUUACAGGAGCGAAGAAGUUUGUUACGGCAGGAAUAGAAAAUAAUAGAAAAUUUUUUAAUGAUAAGGAAGAAACAUUUAAGGAGUUGAAUAAAGAUCUUUUGUAA
This is a messenger RNA of Eufriesea mexicana, 966 nucleotides long. RefSeq names its product short-chain-enoyl-CoA hydratase. The record is from RefSeq and is a predicted model, not a curated record. Lineage: Eukaryota; Metazoa; Arthropoda; Insecta; Hymenoptera; Apidae. The transcript has 4 exons. Bases 31 to 966 code for a protein of 311 amino acids.